This is a messenger RNA of Vigna angularis (adzuki bean), 333 nucleotides long. RefSeq lists its product as uncharacterized. The transcript has a single exon. The record is from RefSeq and is a predicted model, not a curated record. The coding region runs from base 1 to 333 and encodes 110 amino acids. NCBI's taxonomy places the organism in Eukaryota, Viridiplantae, Streptophyta, Magnoliopsida, Fabales, Fabaceae.
AUGGCUUUGAAUCGAAGAAAAGCAUCAAGUUCAAAAGCCAUGGCUGAUGCAGCAUCAUGGUUCUGUGCAUGUCUUCUCGUGACCCUCAUACUGCUGUGCUUAUUCAGUGACAGUUCUGCUCUUCGGGAGGAUGAUGAAGGGAAGCUGAGGGGUAAACAAGUGUUGUCGAAGCCUUGUGAUGAAAUCUAUGUGGUCGGAGAAGGAGAGACACUUCACACAAUCAGUGACAAAUGUGGUGACCCCUUCAUAGUGGAAAAAAACCCUCACAUCCAUGACCCUGAUGAUGUCUUCCCAGGCCUUGUUAUCAAGAUCACACCCUCACACAACAACUGA